This is a messenger RNA of Schizosaccharomyces japonicus yFS275, 5703 nucleotides long. RefSeq lists its product as hypothetical. The record is from RefSeq and is a predicted model, not a curated record. The coding region runs from base 349 to 4851 and encodes 1500 amino acids. Lineage: Eukaryota; Fungi; Ascomycota; Schizosaccharomycetes; Schizosaccharomycetales; Schizosaccharomycetaceae. The transcript has a single exon. Gene Ontology annotation, biological process: tRNA methylation.
AGGGGAAGUGGACCGCUAUUUUUCAACACCAGCACCAAAAAUCAGGACUUCGUCGUGAAACUUUUCACCGAACUAAUAGACUAGCUACACCACUACUGGGCGGUUAGCGAUAAUUUAUUGGUCACAUAGGGCAUUGGCGUCGUUAACCUCUGCAACUCAGCUUUAUGGAUUGAAAGUUGUAGACGGCUCUUUUUUUAAAAAUUUUGGUUUUUAUUGAGGAUAUUAAAAGUCUCACAGGGUUGAAUUGCCCAGUUGAGAAAGUGUGUCGUUAUUUGUUGUUUGUCUUUGUUUUGAUAGAUUUUUGCGAGUAGGAGAGACCAAGUUUAAGAGGUCGUUCAACUGACUGCAAUGGGAGAAAUUGAUUUUUGUAAGCUUUACCCGGAAGAUUGGAACAAUUUGACGGGGAAUUCUGGGUUGUUAAAACGCUUUAAGGCGUAUUCAAUUGCUUCUCCCACGGAAUUAUGGGCCACCAAUUGCGAUUUUCUUAAGAAUUCUUACAGCUUCCUUAAGCGCUGCUGUGCAGAUCCUUCGUUAGACGCAGUGAGUCAAGUUUCUUGUUUCGACGCCACGAGUGUUUGGCUGCUUCGAGUGUCCAAUGCGUGCAAAGAUGAUUCUGGUUUAAAAUCAAAGCUUUGGGGCCAUAUUGACAAGGAAUUCUGGGACUUACUGUUUGCCCUUCCGUCUACAAGAGCCUCCCUUCCUGGAGCUACGGGUAUUCAAGUGUCUUUAAAAGAUAUGUUUCUUAAGGCGUUGCAUUUGUAUACCGUUUUGGUGCCUACAGAAAAAGAAUGCUAUGAUUACCUUUCUGGCUUGCUAAAGAAGGCGCUUUCUUGGGAUCGUCAUACAAAAAUUACAUGUUCAAUCAUCCAGAUUAUUGCUAAGCGCACGACGGCUCGUCUUGUAUUUGAGUUCCAGCCUGAUUUUAUCAGUCGUUCGCUUCGACUUCUGCGAGACUACGCUUACGCUCAAGCAAUUUCGACUACUGUAAUCUCAGUUCUUGUUCAACGAUUCAAGGAGCUUCAGGAUGAACUUGGCUCUGAAAAUGUUGAGGAUGAAUGGAUGCAGCUGUGGUGUCCGGAUGUGUUAACUGAAUUCUUUAGCAACGAUACAAAAAUUCGUAACAACAUCUCUUCACACCUGGUGCCUUCAUUGCUUAGAACGUCUUCUGGUGUCACCAACAAGUUUCUUAUGGCACUUCGCAAUUAUGAUGGUCCAGGUGUGCAUUUGAAGAACGAAGCGUGCCUGUUUGCUCUGAAAAUUGCCAAGGAUGCCAAUCUCAUUUCUCAAUUGGACUUAAAUGGAAGACAUGCCUUCGUUUCACAAAUGUUUAAACAUAGAAAUGUUAAAGUACAGCUGGCGUGUUUCCGUUUGGUGGCAUUGUGCCCGAAUAUUUCGCGGCCUUUGACUGUGCAGGAAUACGACUGUAUCGAAGCUAAUAUAAGCUUCGCAUUUUCCGUCUCAGAUGCUGACUCCCGUCAAGUUCUUUUUCAGUCUAUGCAAGACUUUCUUGUUCGGAUUCGUGCAUCAUGUCACGCCUUGCAUCGUGAACUUAAAUCUCGUUACGGAAAACCCCUUCCAAACGCGCAACAGCUUAUCGAGCGAGCUAAGGAGUUUUUGGCUUCACUCGUCGCUAGAUGUAGAAUAAACUUGCAUCCUACCAGCAGCUAUCAGCAAGUUAUCACUUCCUUAACGUUGAUCAAUUAUCUGUUAGAAUUUGGGCUCGACAGUAAUGUUACACCCUCGAGUUUACGGCCCUCUCAGCACUCAUUCCCAUUCCAUAUUACUGUUUUUGAUCGUCAAUUAGUCCGUGUGUACGUUGAUCGUCUGAAGGACUCGUACGACGAUGUUCGAUCACUAUCGUUAAAAACACUUCUUUCAUUAGAAGAACUUGUUGGCCUUUCAUUGAAAGAGGAUUUACUUACUAUUUCUAAGAGGGGUAUAACACUCCUCGAUAGCGGACGUUUCUAUGAAAGUGAUGGAGGAGCGAAAGCCGUAUACCUUUGCACGCAUUUCUUGUCAAAGGUUGAUAAGAGCUAUUUUGUUAAUUUCACGAGAGCGAUGCAAGAACGUUUACAGAGUAAUUUAAAUGUGGCUGAAAGCAAUUUUCUGGAAGCAGCAACUAUGUAUCCGCUUCAAGGUAGUUUAAUCCAGCUUACUUAUGCGCUUAAGAAGUUAGAUAAGACGGAGGUUUCUCUUCAUUCUUCUGCUUGGAAGUCUCUUCUCGCGGCAUUGCUUUUAAGUAUUGAAAAAAUAUGGGCUUGCACGCGGGAUGUUUUGUGCAAUGAUUCACCCGAAGGUAACUUUGCUGGUUUUACUGCUGAUAUAGAUAGCCAGUUUGUUACUGCUUCCACGCCCGCUCAGUUGGUGUUGACAUACGCUUGGCGCUCAAUUAAGGAAGCUGCUGCAUUGCUUGUAACUUUGCUUACGAAAGCCUUCCCUGUUGUUUUUGACAACUUGGAUGUUGCUAUUUAUCAAAAGUAUGGUCUCUUACUUCAGGAUUGGCUUUGUGAAAUCCGCCAUCGGGGUGCUUUUGCAAGUGUUUACCCUUAUUUCGUUGAAUAUUGUUCUUUCCUUUUCAAGAACAAUUCAAACGACCUUGUACAGCUUCCACGUCCUUGGUUGAGACGUAAUCUUGAGAUUCUUAAAGAAAAGAGCGCUUUUAUUACACGAAGAAGUGGUGGAAUUCCACUUUGUAUUGUUGCUAUCCUUGUUGCUGAAGACAACUCUAUCUCCACAUUAUUUAAAGAAACAAUGGAGUAUCUUUUGGAUUUGGCAAAUAGUGAGGCAAGUCCCGAAGACAUCAACAAUGGGCAUCUAGAACUUCCUCAAGUACAUGGCAUGAAUACAUUGAAAGCCAUUUUUACAGAACAUAAGCUCUCUGCAAUGUCUAUAACUUACAUAGAGCCAGCAUUCACUUUGGCUAUUGAGAAAUUUUCGUCGAGUCUUUGGCCCAUUCGAAACUGUUGCGUUAUGCUUUUUACUGCACUAAUCAACCGUGCUUUCGGAAACAAAAAACCAAAAAAUGUGAUCAAUUCCGGUAAUACCAAGGGUCUAAGCACGAAAAUGUUCUUUCAAAAGUUCCCUUCAUUGUAUAUUUAUCUCUUGAAAGCGUUGCAGCAAAGUGUUCUCGAGCUUAACGAAAAGGGAACUGCAUCUACUGGACUUUACCCUAUACUGAACCUGUUUUCUCGGCUACAAUACGCUCAACGAUAUGAAAAUGAGGCAGCGUGGGAUGGCGAUAAAGACUUUAAACCUUUACUUAUACAAUGUAGCGCGAGUCGCAUUGGAAAAGUUCGUGAGAUUGGUGCUAUUGCACUUACUUGCUUUGUUAAUCCACAGCUACUAGACGCACAUGUGCUUGAGCUUCUUAAAAAUCUAAAUUUCAACUCUCAGAAUAGUACUCAUGGUACCAUUUUAGCUGUCAAAGCGCUUCUUGAUUGCAAUGGACAGAUAUUGACAAAUCCUCAAUUCGUUUCGAAAUUUUAUUCCACAGUUGUUGAGCGUUUGUUGAAUCUUUUUCCAGAGAUUAUGUCUCCAAACGUUAGUUACUUUUCUAAACGCGUUUUCCUCGAGAUGGUGGAUGAACAUUUUCUUUCGGCAAAUGUAAGUACAAAUGAAUUAGAACAACUUCGCUACAGAGUAUUAUCAUAUUGUCGUGAUGCCUUGAGUCAGCGCAAAGCUGCUCACAAUCCAUGCCGUGCAAAUAUCGGUCUUUCGUUAUAUGAAGAAUGUGCGGCAGAAGUUUUACUGAACGAUAUAAAACGGAGAUCUUCUCAGCUUCAAAGCGAAGAAAUCACACAGAUUAUUGCUUUGCUUUUGCAAUCUGACUUCUAUGAAGUACGUUUAGCUACCUUGGGUUUCAUUUCUUCAACUAUAAAACAACCAGCAUUUAUAUUGGAAAAUGCUAUUACCGAUUCAAUCGUCACAUUAGCAAAACCUGGUGUAUGGAGUAUUUUACGUGCUCCAGCAAUUAAGUUAAUCUCACAUCUGGACAGCGGGUCUCUUCGCUCUAUUAUGCAAGUUUCAUGCGAAGAAGUAAUCGCUGAAAUUAAAAGUAACAAAUGUGUCGAGGUUUGUGAGAGCUUAUUGGUACUUUUAGGUUCUCUUGUUUACCUACAGUGGCUCGACAAAGCUGAUAAUGCCGUUUCUGUCGUGUCAUCAUGGUUCAAAUUGCUCUUUGAACACGCGGAUGAGUAUAAAAGUUACUCGUCUCGUUUAGCUGCUCUAAACUCUUUGAUGAAGUUUGAUAUUAGUUCCCAAACUGAAUCUGCAGAAGCACAAAAUGUUUUAAGUCCUUACUACCUCUUACUUCAUGACUUCUUGAAUGAUGACUCAGAGCGUAUACGAAGCACGGCAUCUCUUCACGUCCAACAGAUGCUCCACCUUGACAACAUCUGUUUACAUGUUGCGAAUGAACGUUGGAAGGAGGUUACUGCCAAAAAUCGUGAGUAUGCAACUUUCAAGAGCUUGGUAAAUACACGCAUCAUUCAACACGAUGGUCUGUACUCCGCAGAGGAACAGCUCGACUACGUUUUGGCGGACGAUGCUACUCUUUUUAGACGCGAGAGACAGAAUUUGUUUUACUCGGGUUAUCAACGAUUGGAGGAUUCUCUUUCUUUUGCGUCAAAAAACGAUGGGGAACUACACCGCUGGUGUUCAGAAGGACUGAAUACUCUACUUACCAAAUUUUCCUCCUUCGGUGUCGACGGCCCGCUGGGUUUGACUUCAGACCCUGAUGUUUGGUACGUUGUGUAUAGAAUCAUUCGUGUUGCGGAUUUCCUUGGACUAGAUUUGAGUCCAGUCCAUUUAUUGAUGAGACGUCUGAACGCACAUCCAGACUUUUGCGAUUAGAUCAGGCUAGUGGAGUAUUAGAUACCUAGUCAUUCUCAUCAUACAUCAAAAUUACUAUGCCUAAAACCGUUACAGUCGGUAGAUAUUGAAUUAACUUUUACGUAAUUUUUCUUUAGCUUGAUCGCCCGGAAGUACCCAACUUUUUCGUAGCCGAUUGAUGUGAUCUAGGAAAGGAUCCUCAGGUUGGUCUUCGAUCUCAGAUAUAUUAGGUUUUUGAGACCAUCCAUUUCCUCCGGCGUAAAUGUCAUCGACAAUCUGGUCUGAAUUAAAAUCAUUACUGCUUGAAUGCAUGUAAUAGUUUUUCGUUUGCUCAGUAAACGUUUUUAUAGAAGAAAGCAUCCGUUCCAUUUCGCUAGCAGCUAUGUUCGAAGAGACACCAACAUCUUCUUCCCUUUUUCUAAAUUCCUUUCCCUCUGUCAAUAAACCAGUAAUACCGCUAAAGACAAGCGGCUUGUUUAGUGUUUUAGUAACUUCAAAAUCGGCGUUGCCGCUAAGUUGUUGAAUUUGAACACUUAAACGAAGCGUCGCAUUUACUUUACUUUCUGCGAGAAGGUAUCUUCUUGUGUCUUGAGAAAUUCGAAUAUACUCUGUGAGAUUAAUGCGAAGGGUUCCCAUUUUGGUACUUAUUUUUGAAGAAUGUGCAUGGAGCCGAACGGUAAAAUAAACGAACGAAUCUUUUAAAAUAUUUUGUUUAGUGAUGAGCAUUUUUGCAAUAAACUUCGUUUUAUAGUUCCAUGUCACUUUGUUGUCCAGAACAGGUUGAUAUUCUGUGCUCCCCGUUAUGCUUCGGCUUGUUAGGGAAUUGUUGAACUUCCAUUUUACGGAAAUCAUUCCUGUUAAUAAAGGAACGUU